AUGCGGGAUAGUUCGCUCAAGCGCUCUCUCGGGGUGGACCUCACCCGAUCCAUCAAGGAGUCUCGUGUCUUACUUGUCGGCGCAGGCGGCAUCGGCUGUGAGCUCCUCAAAAACCUUGUCCUAAACGGGUUUGGCGAAGUCCAUAUCAUCGAUCUCGAUACGAUUGAUCUGAGCAACCUCAAUCGCCAAUUCCUCUUUCGUCAUGAGCAUAUCAAGAAAUCGAAAGCCCUGGUUGCCAAAGAGGUUGCGCAAAGGUUCCGGCCGGACGCUAAGCUUGAAGCCCACCAUGCCAAUAUCAUGGAUCCCCAAUUCAACGUCUCUUGGUUUGGGUCCUUCAACAUCGUGUUCAAUGCGCUGGACAAUCUCGCCGCAAGACGCUAUGUGAACAAGAUGUGCCUUCGCGCCGAUGUGCCUCUAAUUGAGAGCGGAACUAUGGGUUUCAAUGGCCAGGUCCAGGUUAUCAAGAAGGCUGUAACAGAAUGCUACGACUGCACCGCGAAGGAAGUUCCAAAGUCUUUCCCAGUGUGUACAAUCCGCAGCACUCCCAGUCAACCUAUUCAUUGCAUCGUCUGGGCAAAAAGCUUCCUCUUGCCGGAAUUGUUCGGGCACAGCGAAGACGAAGCAGCAGACGUAGACAAUUCUGAAAACGCAGAAAACGCAAAUGAAAUCGAGGAGUUGCGCAAGGAAGCCCUGGAGCUCAAAGCCCUGCGUGAAUCCAUCGGAACCGAGGAAGCAUACCAAAAUGUGUUUGACAAAGUCUUCGGAAGAGACGUAGAGCGUUUGCGCGGCAUGAAAGAUAUGUGGAAGAUACGAGAGGCACCAGAACUUCUUGACUCGGCUCAACUUCGAGAAGAGUCCGCAUCGAUCGAUCCACGGAUCUCUACCCAGGACCAAAAAGCAUGGUCAUUGGCGGAGAAUUUCGCUGUUUUCAAGGAUAGUUUAAAACGUCUCAGUCAACGUCUGAAGGAACUACAAACAAACACUCCGUCAAAUCAACCUCCUCCGAUCCUGACCUUCGACAAGGAUGAUGUGGACACCUUAGACUUUGUGACAGCGACGGCUAAUCUCCGAGCGGCUAUCUUCCACAUAGAAACCAAGUCUAAAUUUGAUAUCAAGCGUGAGUCCAUCUUAAUGAUAUGUCGUUCUGAGGAUACCAUGGUUAACAAAACUUCUUCAGAAAUGGCCGGUAACAUCAUUCCUGCUAUCGCUACCACUAAUGCUAUGACAGCUGGACUAUGUGUGCUCCAGUCAUUCAAAGUAUUCCAAAAUGACCUUGAGCAUGCCAAAACGGUGUUCUUAGAGAGGUCCGGUGCCCGUGCGAUCAAUUCUGAAUCACUGAACCCGCCAAAGCCCGAUUGUUCAACUUGUUCUUUUGCGCUGGUUCGGGUGGAAAUUGACCCUGCGCUGGCAACUUUUAACCACCUUGUUGAAAGUGUUCUUGAAAAGGAGCUGGGCUAUGACAAAGAACUCACCAUUGCCAUAGGUAACGAAAUGAUCUACGAUCCUGACUUUGAUGACAACUUGAAAAAGAAGUUGUCCGAUUUUGGGGUCUCCAACGAGAGCAUCAUCACGGUGACGGAUGACAACGACACAGACACUCGAGUGAACCUUGAGAUAUUGAUCGUGGAAAGAACCGAGCCAUCUUCCGCGGAAUCUGAGCCUGUGAAACUGUUGCAGGCAGUCGAGAUUCCCUUGAAGCCCCAGCCGCCUGCUCAACCUUCCCCUGAACCUACUGUAACUACAGACGGCACAUCCGUCACAGGAAAGCGCAAGCGCGAAGGCGAAGGCACUGACGAUCUGGAGGCUCAAAACGAACACAACGCUAAACGCCUUGCCAGUGCAUCCAUUCCUGACACCGAAAGCAAUGAGCCUAUUGUUCUCGACGAUGACGAAGAAGGUGCCAUCUUGAUUGAUGAUUAA
This is a messenger RNA of Penicillium soppii, 1920 nucleotides long. Its product is annotated as E1 ubiquitin-activating protein ubaB. The transcript has 9 exons. The record is from RefSeq and is a predicted model, not a curated record. The coding region runs from base 1 to 1920 and encodes 639 amino acids. Gene Ontology annotation, biological process: protein sumoylation. Lineage: Eukaryota; Fungi; Ascomycota; Eurotiomycetes; Eurotiales; Aspergillaceae. Gene Ontology annotation, cellular component: SUMO activating enzyme complex; cytoplasm. Gene Ontology annotation, molecular function: SUMO activating enzyme activity.